Messenger RNA from Wallemia ichthyophaga EXF-994, 567 nucleotides. RefSeq lists its product as uncharacterized. Lineage: Eukaryota; Fungi; Basidiomycota; Wallemiomycetes; Wallemiales; Wallemiaceae. The transcript has a single exon. Bases 1 to 567 code for a protein of 188 amino acids. The record is from RefSeq and is a predicted model, not a curated record.
AUGUCGUUUGCAAGUGAUCUAGUGAAGCUAUAUCCCUCUGGACUAUUCGAUCCGACAAGAUUCUACUGCCAGAAGCUGGACCUUACAGUGGUACACCGACAAGUAGCCGAAAAGGAGGAAAUAGCAUUGCUAAGUGGGGGAAUGUGGCCAAUUUUCACACUUAGAGGAGGUGUGCAUGAUAUACAAGAUGCUAAAGCAGCGAAUAGGUUUGUUUAUACAGAGAUUGAAUCUCAUUUUCCGCAAAUACGUAUUGAAAAGAGGCCAUCAACGCACAUUCACAGUAUUUCGAACGCUAAUGGACCGCAUUGGGUUUACAUUGCAAAUAGAUUUAGAGAUUUGCAAGGCAAGUGUCUUGGCUCAUUCCACGAGGGGAGUCACUCAGAUAGGCGAAAUCCGUAUAUAGUGCUUAGCCAGUGUGUGGAAGAGCGCAAAUCGUUGAAUAACGUUGAUCUCGUUAUCUUCUGUGUUCUUUUGCUUGAGAAGCAGCUACGUAAUCGAAUCAAGAAGAGUAAUAGGAAGUAUAAGCAAUUGGUUAGGCGGUAUGGUCCAUUCCAAAAUGAUGUUUAG